Messenger RNA from Hirundo rustica (Barn swallow), 901 nucleotides. RefSeq names its product fibroblast growth factor 18 (gene FGF18). The record is from RefSeq and is a predicted model, not a curated record. The transcript has 5 exons. Gene Ontology annotation, cellular component: cytoplasm. Gene Ontology annotation, molecular function: type 1 fibroblast growth factor receptor binding; growth factor activity; type 2 fibroblast growth factor receptor binding. Bases 232 to 858 code for a protein of 208 amino acids. Gene Ontology annotation, biological process: regulation of cell migration; animal organ morphogenesis; positive regulation of protein phosphorylation. Lineage: Eukaryota; Metazoa; Chordata; Aves; Passeriformes; Hirundinidae.
GAGAGAGGGAGAGGAGGAGGAGAGACGGGGGGAGAGGAGAGCUGAUGCCUGACGAGUCACUCGGCGGAGGCAGAGCGGGCGGUACCACAACUUCCCGGCGGCGCGGAGCGGCGCGGAGCAGCGCGGCGCGGAUCGCAGCUCGCCGGCCGGAUCGCUCCCAUGUCAGCGCGGCGGCGGGGGACUGCGCUCCGCUAGCGACCAGCCGCCGGCCAACCCUCUCCUCGCCCAGCGAUGUAUUAUUCACUGCUCUCAGCCUGCACUUGCCUAUGUUUACAUUUCCUGCUGCUGUGCUUUCAGGUACAGAUGUUUGCUGCUGAGGAGAAUGUGGAUUUUCGGAUACACGUGGAGAACCAGACGCGGGCGAGGGACGAUGUGAGCAGGAAGCAGCUUCGGCUCUAUCAGCUCUACAGCAGGACAAGCGGGAAGCACAUCCAAGUGCUUGGCAGGAAGAUCAGUGCCAAAGGAGAAGAUGGAGAUAAAUAUGCCCAGCUUCUAGUGGAAACAGACACUUUUGGCAGUCAAGUCCGGAUCAAAGGGAAGGAGACAGAUUUCUACCUUUGCAUGAACAGGAAAGGCAAGCUAGUGGGGAAGCCUGAUGGCACCAGUAAGGAGUGUGUCUUCAUUGAAAAAGUCCUAGAAAACAACUACACGGCACUGAUGUCUGCAAAAUAUUCGGGCUGGUAUGUUGGAUUCACCAAAAAAGGGAGGCCACGGAAAGGGCCCAAGACCCGGGAAAACCAGCAGGAUGUACACUUUAUGAAGAGAUACCCAAAGGGGCAAAUGGAGAUACAGAAACCUUUCAAGUACACAACAGUCACCAAGAGGACUAAGAGAAUACGACCCACCAACCCCAGCUAAAAAUAGACAAAAACAGUGUCACAAUAAGAAACCACAAAAAAAA